UCUCACCACUCAGAGGAAUUGACAUGAAGCUGAGUGUUUCUACAUAUGUGAGAAAGGUAUUGUUUCAUAUCCAUCUUAAAAUGAAUAAAGAGUGAAGAAUAGUCUACAUGUGUGUGUGUGGGGAAGACACUGUAAAAACUAGGCUUGUUUUUAUCUGGAUCACUUGUGAGUAAGCCCUGAGUGGAGAUGAAACAGGAGUACCAGGACCUCAUCCUGCAGACGUGUGGAGCCUCAUCCCUGCGUGUGGGUGAAAGCAUCCAGACUCUGUGGAGCGGUUAUGGGGAGAUCGUGCGUGUUCACCUGGAGGGCUGCGAUCGGCCCUCUGUGGUCGUCAAACACGUCAAGUUUCCGGAGGAGGCCGAUCAUCCUCGAGGCUGGAGCACGGAUCGCUCUCACGCACGCAAAGUGAGAUCCUACCAGGUGGAGACACACUGGUACCAGAACUACUCUGCCAAUCAGAGCUGUCGGAUCCCGGCCUGUCUGGCUGCCUGUUCACAUGGAGACGAGAUGCUGAUCGUGCUUGAAGAUCUGGAUGUGGCUGGAUAUGAUAAGAGGAGGACCAGUGUGAAGGACAAAGAGAUAAAGGCUUGUCUCAGCUGGCUCGCCCACUUCCACGCUCUCUUCCUCAGUGUGGCCCCAGAGGGUCUUUGGCCUGUCGGUACCUACUGGCAUCUGGAGACGAGGCCGGACGAGUUAGAGGUCAUGGACGACGCUGCGCUGAAAGCAGCAGCCGGAGACAUUGACAGGAUACUCAACGAAUGUAGCUUUAAAACCAUCGUUCACGGAGAUGCUAAAUUAGCCAACUUCUGUUUUUCCCCGAGUGGACGUGACGUAGCAGCCGUGGACUUUCAGUAUGUGGGCGGAGGCUGUGGGAUGAAAGACGUUGUGUAUUUUCUAGGAAGCUGCAUGGAGGAGAAGGAGUGUGAAAAGAGGGUGCCAGGCCUGCUGGAGUACUAUUUUGCAGAAUUAAAGCAAACUGUGAAAAAAGAUGUGGACUUUGCUGCUCUGGAGAAAGAGUGGAGGGAGAUGUUUGCAUUCGCCUGGACAGAUUUUCAUCGUUUCCUGCUUGGAUGGAUGCCUGGACACUGGAAGAUCAACCGCUACAGCAAACAGCUGACCAAAGAGGUUCUGCACAAACUGAAACUUGGAUCAAAUACCUCAGGGAACUGAAGGUUUGACUGGAGGGUGUCCAGUUUGAACCUGGUAACCUGUACAUUUUAAAAUAAGUCACUCUCAAACACAACCUCAGGACCUUCCUUCACCUGUGUGCCCUGAAGCAUCCCUGAAACAUCAACUUGAAUUAAACUGAUUCUGAUCACAAAA
This is a messenger RNA of Notolabrus celidotus (New Zealand spotty), 1323 nucleotides long. RefSeq names its product protein kinase-like domain containing (gene pkdc). The record is from RefSeq and is a predicted model, not a curated record. The transcript has 3 exons. Lineage: Eukaryota; Metazoa; Chordata; Actinopteri; Labriformes; Labridae. The coding region runs from base 187 to 1170 and encodes 327 amino acids.